Prunus persica (peach) is the source of this 1690-nucleotide messenger RNA. Its product is annotated as glutelin type-B 5-like. Bases 440 to 1507 code for a protein of 355 amino acids. The transcript is spliced from 3 exons. Gene Ontology annotation, molecular function: nutrient reservoir activity. NCBI's taxonomy places the organism in Eukaryota, Viridiplantae, Streptophyta, Magnoliopsida, Rosales, Rosaceae. The record is from RefSeq and is a predicted model, not a curated record.
UUAGCCAUAUCAGACCAGCAUCAGCUACUGGGACAUCAUUUGAAAUUGUUAAAUCUGGUCAUCAAUUUUUUUUUUUUUUUUUUUGGGAAAUAUAGAAUCUGAAUUUAUCCCAUAAGCACUUUAACUAUGGUACUACUACUAACUCUUGAACUAAUCUGCUUUCAUCCCGGAAUUCAAGAGCAAGUAAGUAGAAUCAGAUUAUUAUCCAUUAUUAGUCACAUCCUAUCCUAUCCUAAUUUUAAUCCAAAUUGUUGUUAAUCCUUUUACUAACUCUCUUCCAUUAUCUCUGUAACACAUGGCUAUCCUUAUAGCCACUCUCACUCCUAUAUAUGCACACCCAAAUGCACCUUCUUUUCAUUCGCUCACGCACAGCUUGAGCAUAUAAUUCACUAUUUUCUCGUUUUGGGUUUUCUGGGUUGGGACUUAAAAAUCGUCAAGAAUGGAGAUUGAUCUUUCACCGAAGUUGCCCAAGAAGGUGCACGGUGGAGAUGGUGGGUCCUACUUUUCUUGGUGCCCGUCUGAGCUUCCCAUGCUCCGUGAAGGUAACAUUGGCGCUGCCAAGCUGGCCCUUGAGAAGAACGGGUUUGCUCUCCCUCAAUACUGCGAUUCUGCCAAGGUCGCUUACGUCCUUCAAGGUAAUGGUGUAGUUGGAAUUGUGCUUCCUGAGAAGGAAGAGAAGAUUCUUCCAGUGAAGAAGGGUGAUGCCAUUGCCCUCCCUUUUGGAGUUGUUACUUGGUGGUACAACAAGGAGGACACUGAGUUUGUAGUUCUUUUCUUGGGUGACACUUCAAAAGCACACAAAAGGGGUGAGUUCACUUCCUUCUAUCUUAAUGGCUCCAAUGGCAUUUUCACUGGCUUCUCAACUGAGUUUGUGGGUCGAGCAUGGGAUUUGGAGGAGAGCAUUGUGAAGACUCUCGUUGGAAAGCAAUCCGGUAAGGGCAUAGUCAAGCUUAGUGGAGUUAACUUACCUGAGCCAAAGAAGGAACACCGAGAUGGUAUGACAUUGAACUGUGAAGAGGCUCCUCUGGAUGUUGACAUUAAGAAUGGUGGAAGAGUUGUUGUUUUGAACACUAAAAACCUUCCUUUGGUUGGUGAGGUUGGACUUGGCGCUGACCUUGUUAGAUUGGAUGGAAGCGCUAUGUGCUCCCCUGGAUUUUCUUGUGACUCCGCCCUGCAGGUGACUUAUAUUGUUAGGGGCAGUGGCCGUGUCCAAGUUGUUGGAGUUGACGGUAAGAGGGUCUUGGAAACAACUAUCAAAGCUGGUAAUUUGUUCAUCGUUCCUAGGUACUUUGUUGUUUCGAAGAUUGCUGAUCCAGAUGGCUUGGAAUGGUUUUCUAUCAUCACUACUCCCAAUCCCAUAUUCACCCACUUGGCUGGAAGCAUUGGUUGUUGGAAGGCUUUAUCUCCUCAGGUGCUCCAGGCUGCCUUCAAUGUGGAUGCAGAUACAGAAAAACUAUUCCGGUCGAAGAGGACUGCUGAUGCUAUCUUCUUCCCUCCACCAAAGUGAACAAGUUUAGCUUAUAUCUAGUUUCGUGGUCCAAAUAAAGGCAUUUUGCAGUUAGGGAUUUCUUUGGCUUUGUUUUAAAACCCUCUUCUAGGGAGAUGUCAUGUUAGCUAUUAUGGUUUAAUUUUGGAACUUUCAUAAAUGUUAAUAGUAGUGGCUUUUGGACCUGCCAUAUUGCUUAUAAAA